GGCAAGUUGAAGAAAGAAUUUGGCCAUAUUUUGGUCAUUGUAUUCAAAAACAACUUUGCAGUCUGCUACUAGGUUUUGGGAUGUUUUCAGCGUUGGAAAGAAGGCAGUAUGGCUUGGAAAGCAGGACAAAACUAUUUGAUAUUGCUCGAGGCAGUCAGUACUUUGUGCGACGAUUAAAGCUUGCUGCUAAGUUGGAGGUGCAUAAUGGAUGUGUGAACACCAUCAGUUGGAACGAACGCGGCACACACAUCUUGUCUGGCUCGGACGAUCAGCAUCUCGUCAUCACAAACCCUUUCACCCAGCGUACCGUUGCUUCUAUCCGUUCAGGACACCGGUCAAACAUCUUCAGUGCCAAAUUUCUGCCCAACUGCAGAGAUACACAUAUUAUAUCAUGUUCCGGAGCUGGGAAAAUCUUCUUCACUGACAUACAGCGCGAGGAUACAUAUGGCAAGAACUACUUUAACUGCCAUGUUGGGACUACUUACGAGGUGAUAGUUGUUCCUAAUGAAGCGUCCACCUUUCUGUCCUGUGGUGAGGAUGGAACUGUGCGCUGGUUCGACCUCAGAGCCAAGACUAGCUGCACCAAGGAGAACUGUAAAGAUGAGGUGAUGAUCAGCUGUAAGCAGGCGGUGACGUCGCUGGCGGUCGACCCCAUGUUGCCCUAUCACCUGGCCGUGGCGUGUUCUGACAGCUCGGUCCGCGUCUUUGAUCGACGGAUGCUCGGAACAAAGGCAUCAGGAAACUACAGUGGAAGGGGAAUAACUGGCAUGAUUUGUCGCUUUACUGCCCCGCUGGAACACCGAGCAUAUCGCAUCACGUCUCUCAACUACAGUCCCACCGGCCACGACGUCCUCGUUAGCUACUCGUCAGAAAAUAUCUACUUGUUUAGUACACAGGAUCAAAGAAAAAAACAUAAAUUUUUAAGAUCAUUAGAUGAGGAGGAGGCGGGUGUCUUGGAGGAGGCUGCGACUUUGGGUGACAACUCUAGCCGCCAGCCGCCCAUCAAGAGACUCCGCCUGCGAGGUGAUUGGUCAGACACCGGACCCAACGCGCGGCCUGAGCGUGAGCGGUCACAAGCUGAGCCAGAGAGACAGAGUCCCCACACAACUCUGAUGCAGCGACUGUCCGAGAUGUUGACCCGUUGGCUUGACGGUGACCUUCGACCCAGUGAAGAGGAAUCGGCAGAGGGUCAGGAGCAACCGGUGGGGGGUGAGGAGGGGCAGCCCGUCCCCAGUGUCGAGAGGUCAGCGAGUGAAGGCAAUGUUGGCUCACUGUCCACUCGCUUUGAUGAGCUGCGACACACUGUGGCCACCGACGUGUCUCCUGGUACCAGUCAGGUGGGCAGUGCAGUUGUUGAUAGUCAGGAGGUGGGCAGUGCAGUCAUUGAUAGUCAGGAGGUGGGCAGUGCAGUCGUGGAUAGUCAGAAGGUGGGCAGUGCAGUCGUGGAUAGUCAAAAGGUGGGCAGUGCAGUCGUUGAUAGUCAGGCUGUGUCACAAUUACCAGGGCAGCAUGGUGAUAAAAUAACAGAUAAAUCUCAAUCACCCGAUUCAAGUAACACGUUAGGUGACAGCCAGGUGGAGGAGAAAUCAUCAAGCGAUAACAGUGAGAAGGAUUCUCAAAGACAUCUGGAAGAAACACGUUCCCCGGAUGUUUCCUGUAUCAAAGUGGAGACCAGUCUGGCUGCUACAGAAGUUAAAGUUUGCCCAAGUGUUCCUUGUAGUGUGGCUGACUCUUGUGUUGAUUCUGUAGAUCAGGAAGCUACCACUGCUGUGGAAAACACUGGUCCACGAUUGUCCCCCACUUCCAGUGUUGGUGCGUCAACAACUGAAGGUGGAGGUUUGACAGUUUUAUCUGAAGCGCAGUAUGUUUCAGUGGGUGCAGUAGAAAAUCAGGGAGGUUUAGACUCGAUGUAUAUGAAAGAAGGUGAUGGCAGUUCAUCACUGCCUGCAGGUUGUAAACCAGUUUCAGUAUUGUCAAGAGAUACUAAACCAGUUUCAGUAUUGUCCACAGAUACUAAACUAGUUUCAGAGUUGACCACAGAUAUUAAAUCAGAUUCAGUGUUCACCACGGAUACUAAGCCAGAUUUGGUGUCUGCCAUACAGUCGGAAGCAGUAACAAGAACCUCUGAGACUAAACUAUGUUUAUUUUCAAUAAGAGACUCAUCUGACAGCAAACCAGUUUUGGUGUCGCCUACAGAUUCAGAUUUAUUGCUGGAACCAAAAUCUGGUGAAACAUUUACUAUGGUGCCUGAAAACUCAAAAUCUGAAACAGUUUCAGAAAUCACAAAAUCAGAUAUUGUUUCUGAAUGCACAAAAUCAGAUAUUGUUUCCGAAAGCACAAAGUCAGAUAUGGUUUGUGAAAGCACAAAGUCAGAUAUGGUUUCUAAAACAAAAAAAUCUGAUAUGGUUUUGGAUACUGCAAAAUCGGAUAGAGUUUUGGAAAUGAAGAACCCUGUGACAGUUCCAGCCAGGGACUUGGGACAGUCAUCGUCGUCGUUUCAGCCAAGUGCAAUUCGCUCUCCCAGUGCAGCUCCUAGUCUCUCGGCACCGCCGUCCUCCCACAGCUACGUGGACCAGGUCCUGGAGCCGGGCACAUCGUCCGUCCACACGCGCCUCGAGCCUGUCAUUAGUCUCCACUACUCCAGUCAGGGCACCGAGGCCAGCACCAUCCGUGUUGGAUUCGCUCCCUUUGAUGUCCAGGACUCAUCCAAUGCCAUCUCUAUGCACAAUGACUUGAGAAACGAUUCAUCCCCAGACUCCAGGAAUUACUCGACAACUGAUUCAUCACCAGAGUUACAGGGAGAGGUGUUUGAUUUCCAUCUUCCUGGGGACAGGGCGUCUAGGAGAGAAUGUAAUCCAUUGUUUUUUGGUAAGAAACUUGAGGAUGAACCUUGUAAUAAACAGAAACGUACAGAUAAAGAUGUGCAGGUUUUAAGUGUUCAGGAAAUGCCAGAAUCUUCUGUAACAGGUGAAAAAAUAUCUACAGUUGUAUGUGAGGAUGAUGACACGGGUAAGAUUGUCUUGGAAUCACACGAUGAGAUUAAAGUAUGUAAACAAAACAUGGAACACUCAGCCAGUGAUGAUGGCAAACAGAAACCAGAGACAUCAGAAGAUAUGGACUACAUGACGUAUUCUGCCGAGAGAAUCUCCCAACCGGUUGCCACGACCACAGGUGCUGGUCCAAGUUGUGAUGGGGUGGAUGUGGUCCCCAGUGACCCUGGGUUUAGCCAGGAUGGUGCUCCUGAGCGGCGGGACAGUGUUGGAAGUCACACAGAAUCGGAAGGUGCUGACGAGAGGAGAACCAUGGCAACUGUGGCCGCUGCAUCGACAGUGCAUCCAUUCUUCGCAGACAGAGGCAACUUAUCAGACUUCACGACACGGCGAAGACCCGGUCAACGUAGCAGCAGACCUCAUGCUGACGAUGACAGCAGCGAUGAUGACGGCUCGAGGAGUAGUCACCGACACAGACCUGUCAGGGAAGACAGUGAUGUUGAACGCCACAUUGCGGCGCUGCGUCUCCAGACUGCGUAUCGGAAGCGCCAGGAGAAGAAGGAACUGCAGGAGAUGAAAGACGUCUUCCAGCCCGAGAUGAAGAUGAAGUAUCAAGGUCACAGAAACGCCAGGACAAUGAUCAAGGAAGCGAAUUUCUGGGGCGAGAACUUCGUGAUGAGCGGGUCAGAUUGUGGCCACAUCUUCAUCUGGGACCGACACACCACCAAGCUGGCCAUGCUGCUGGAGGCCGACCGCCAUGUCGUCAACUGUCUCCAGCCACACCCCUUUGACCCAAUUCUAGCAUCAAGUGGUAUUGAUUAUGAUGUUAAGAUUUGGGCCCCACUGGAGGAAGAGUCAAUCUAUGAUGAAGAGAUCGCUCAUGAGAUCCAGCAGCGUAAUGAAGUGAUGUUGGAGGAAACCCGCGACACGAUCACCGUACCUGCGGCCUUCAUGUUGAGAGUCCUGGCGUCACUGAACCAGAUCCGCGCAGGUCGGAAUCGAGAACAAGUUAACCGAGAGAGUUCGAGUGACAGUAAUUGAAACAAGAGCAAACUACUGUGAUUGUUUUAGUGCUUUUUAUCACAUAUUUAUCCCAUGUUCAGUAGAAAAGACGUUUGGUAGAGUUUUCUCAUUUCUGUUGGUUACCCCCAGUCUUUUCACCAUUCUCUGCUAUCUGGGUUAUCCGUUAGCUUAUCAGUAAACAGAACAUGACUGAAGCAUACAGUACAUAGUGAGGAGUUGAUAGAAUACCAUAUAUAUACACACACAUGUAUCACAGAGAGAGAAAGAAGAGAAAACACCUAUGGUAGCCGUGUCGUGUGUUAAAGGUCUUAAAGGUCAGUGUAAUGUAGAGUAACGUAUUUUACAUGGUAAUAACAUUUCACAACAACUAAAAUGGGCUUAAUGGUUGCAUGUCCAUUAUCCAAUUUUUAUAAAAGUUUAAAAUUAAUAUAAAAUAGAUAUAGAUAUAUACAUAGCUGCCAAUCUUUAGAAGAAGGAUGUGGUCAUAGACAAAAUGGGGUGGGACAUAGCUGCCAACCUUUAGAAGAAUGAUGUGGUCAUACACAAAAUGGGGUGGGACAUCACUGAGUGGUAACAUGCUCACUUGAGGCCCCAUAUGUUUGGAAUCGAUCCCCGUCGGUAAGAGUAGCCCAUGUAGUGGCGACAGCAGGUUUCCCCUCAAAAUCUGUGUGGUCCUUGACCAUCUGUCUGACGCCAUAUAACCGUAAAUAAAAUGUGUUGAGUGCAUCGUUAAAUAAAACAUUUCUUUCUUUGAUUGCUUACAUUUCUUAGACUUUUGUAAGUAGCUGAAUAUAUCUGUUCACCCACAUGACUAGGCAAAGUUCCAGCUGCCUUCUCGGCUGUAAGAUUAACAAGGUGACGACAUGGACACCCCAUGCUGAUCAGGUUCGUAUUCGUUUUCCUCUGGUGCCUAAGCAGACAGUUCGUCGUGCCAGUCAUAUUUGUACAUUGUGUACAUGUUGCGAUUCCAAUACAGUUUAUAUGAUGCUGAACUUUGAUGUCCCUGCAUGUGCUGAUCUUCAGUGUUUUCUGCAGCGACAGUCCGAGAAAGUUUGACUCUUUUCACAAGAGUAACUAAGGUCUCACUACACAGAUUAUUAACCGAUUCACUCCGGCUGUCACUUGCGCUAUAUAACCAUGUCCCAAAAGGUCGAUGCACAAUAUUACAAAAUAACAUGGGCAAAAUACAGCCAG
Molecule: messenger RNA, 5207 nt
Organism: Gigantopelta aegis
Lineage: Eukaryota; Metazoa; Mollusca; Gastropoda; Neomphalida; Peltospiridae
Product: DDB1- and CUL4-associated factor 6-like
Exons: 17
Coding region: 81-4031 (1316 amino acids)
Biological process (GO): positive regulation of transcription by RNA polymerase II
Cellular component (GO): Cul4-RING E3 ubiquitin ligase complex; cytoplasm
Molecular function (GO): protein binding
Source: RefSeq, a predicted model, not a curated record